Molecule: messenger RNA, 369 nt
Organism: Symbiodinium necroappetens
Lineage: Eukaryota; Dinophyceae; Suessiales; Symbiodiniaceae
Source: the annotation of a GenBank genome assembly
GUAUCCCACCAUGUACGAGGAGUCCAUGAACACCGUGCUCAUUCAGGAGCUCACUCGCUUCAACGGCCUGACGAAGGUAAUCACAGCGACCCUGAAGGACAUCCAGAAAGCCAUUCAGGGCCUUCUGCUGAUGAGCCCAGACUUGGAGCAAGUCUUCCUGUCCAUUUUCAACGGCAAGACGCCAGCGAUGUGGCUGGCAAACAGCUACCCGUCACUGAAGCCGCUGGGUGGCUACACAAAUGACCUGAUUGAGCGAUUGAAAUUCUUCCAGGCCUGGAUUGACAAUGGCAUUCCCGUGACCUUCUGGCUCAGUGGCAUCUACUUCACCCAGGCCUUCACGACGGGUGCCGCCCAGAACUUCGCACGAAG